This is a messenger RNA of Acanthosepion pharaonis, 1077 nucleotides long. The record is from the annotation of a GenBank genome assembly. NCBI's taxonomy places the organism in Eukaryota, Metazoa, Mollusca, Cephalopoda, Sepiida, Sepiidae.
AUGAAUAAUUUAUCGAAUCGAAAAACUUUUUACUCUUCUUUUUCUGUUUCUUUUUCUUUUUUCUUCUUCUUCUUCGUUUUCUUCUUUUCUUCUUCUUUUACUUUUCCUUUUCUUCUUCUUUUUCUUCUUCUUCUUCUUUUUUCUUUUUCUUCUUCCUCUACUUUUUCUUCUUUUUCUUCUUCUUUUUCUUCUUCUUCUUCUUUCUUUUCUUCUUUUUCUUCUUUUUUUACUUUUUCUUCUUUUCCUUUUUCUUCUUCUUUUUCUUCUUUCUUUCUUCUUCUUCUUCUUCUUUCUUUCUUUUUUUCUUGUUCUUCUUUUUCUUCUUACUUCUUCUUCUUUUUCUUCUCCUUCUUCCCUUUCGUUUUCAGUGACCCAUGUCUAUUAAGUGAUCUUUCUUUCUUUCUCUCUACUCUCUCCCUCCCCCUCCAACUUUUAGUCCACUUCUCAUACUUUCUCUCUCUUUUUCCUUUCUUUCUCUCUCUCACUUUCUUUCUUUCUUUCUUUCUUUCUUUCUGCGUCUUUCUUUCUUUCUCUUCCUCUUUCUUUCUGUCAUUUUUUCUAUUUCUUUCUUUCUUUCCUUCUCUCUCUCGUUCUUUCUUUUUCUUUCUUUCUUUCUUUUUGUGUCUUUCUUUCUUGCUUUCUUUCUUUCUCUUCCUCUUUCUUUCUUUCUUUUCAAAUCAUUCUUUCUUUCUUUUUUCUUUCUUUUUCUUUUUUCUCUCUCUAUUCUUUCUUUCUUUCUUUCUUUCUUGCUUUCUUUCUUUUUCUUUCAUUCUUUCUUUCUCUCUCUCUUUCUUUCUUUUUCUUUCUUUCUUUCUUUCUCUUUCCUUCUUUCUUUCUUUAUCUUUCUUUCUCUUUUCUUUCUCUCUCUCUGUUUUUCUUUCUUAUUUUCUCUCUCUUUUCUUUCUCUUUCUUUGUUUCUUUCUUUUUUCAAAAAGAAUCUUUUUUUUUUUCUUAAAAAUUUCUUUCAAUGAAUUUCUUUCUUUCUUUCUUUCUUUCCUUCUCUCUCGUUCUUUCUUUCUUUCUUUCUUUCUUUCUUUCAAUUCUUUCUUGCUUUUUUCUUGCUUUCUUUCUUUUUAA